ACUCUAACAGAUCGGGGUUGACCUUCAUCAUAUUAAGUACCUCCCUCUUCCAAUUAUUUGUAGAACCUCUGCACUUUUACUCACAAUUAAUUCUCAUCUGCCAUUCCAUCAGAGAGUAGACAGAUAUGGCAUACUACGAUGAUAUUCAACCUAUUGUUUUUGACAAUGGAUCAGGAGUGUUUAAGGGUGGACUUGUCAGAUAUGACGCUCCGCAUGCUGUGUUUCCCAGCAUCGUGGGGCGCUCUCAACAUGCGGGUAUGAUGGUGGGCAUAACCCGAAAAGAUGCAUAUGUUGGCGAUGAGGCAGACUCUAGAAGUGGCCUUCUAACUCUGAAAUACCCAAUUGAACACGGAGUUGUGAGCAAUUGGGAUGACAUGGAAAAGAUUUGGCACCAUGCCUUUUAUAAUGAACUUCGUGUUUCCCCAGAAGAGCAUCCUCUUCUUCUAACCGAGGUUCCCUUAAACACUAAGAAUAACCGUGAGAAGAUGACUCAAAUCAUGUUUGAGACUUUUAGUACCCCUGCUAUGUAUAUAUCCAACGGUGCUGUUCUCUCAAUGUAUGCAAGUGGACGUAUAAAUGGUAUUGUAUUGGAGUGUGGUGAUGGUGUGACCAGCACUGCUCCUGUUUACGAGGGUUAUGUCCUCCCACAUGCCAUCCAAAGUCUUAAUUUUGGUGGUAGCGAUAUCACUAAAUACUUGAUAGAUAUUUUGGGUGAACGUGGCUAUUCAUUCACCAACUCCUCAGAGUGUAAAAUUGUGAGGGACAUGAAAGAAAAAUUAGCUUACCUUGCCCUUAACUAUGAGCAUGAGCUAGCAACAGCCAAAACUAGUUCUUGUGUUGAUUAUGAGUUGCCAGAUGGGCAUGUAAUCACUAUUGGUGAUGAGAGGUUCAAAUGUCCAGAGGUUUUAUUCCAACCAUCCUUGAUUGGUAUGAAAGUACCUCACACUAAUGAUCCAGCACAUGGUAUUCAUGAGAUAAUAAAUGAAUCCAUAAUGAAAUGUGAUUCUGAAAUUAGGAAAGACUUCUACGGAAACAUUGUCCUCUCCGGGGGAUCAACCAUGUUCCCAGGCAUUGCUGAUCGAUUAACCAAGGAAAUUACUAGUAUAGCCCCUUCAAGCAUUCGCAUCAAAGUGGUUGCACCACCUGAGAGGAAGUACUCUGUUUGGAUUGGUGGUUCUAUCUUGGCAUCACUUAGCACCUUCCAACAGAUGUGGGUUACAAAGGCAGAAUAUGACGAGUCUGGUCCAUCAAUCGUGCAUCAAAAGUGCUUCUAAUUAAGUUGUUCGGAAAAUAAGUGUUGUUAUCCCAUGGGAGGACUAUCUGUAAUAAUAUCUCCGGAACCGCUGCAGCUUGUAACACUUCUGUAGCUUUUAUUAUUUGGUGGAGUGUUUGAUUUGCAAAUUGUGAGGAGUUGUUUAUCGACAUAGUCCAGCUUUUUCAGUAUAUUUGGAUGAAUAUAUAUAGAAAAAGAUGGAUCCAAAAUCAUUUAAUUUGAAAA
Lotus japonicus is the source of this 1498-nucleotide messenger RNA. Its product is annotated as actin-100-like. The transcript is spliced from 4 exons. Lineage: Eukaryota; Viridiplantae; Streptophyta; Magnoliopsida; Fabales; Fabaceae. The record is from RefSeq and is a predicted model, not a curated record. Bases 126 to 1274 code for a protein of 382 amino acids.